Eremomyces bilateralis CBS 781.70 is the source of this 2513-nucleotide messenger RNA. RefSeq lists its product as uncharacterized. The record is from RefSeq and is a predicted model, not a curated record. Lineage: Eukaryota; Fungi; Ascomycota; Dothideomycetes; Eremomycetales; Eremomycetaceae. Gene Ontology annotation, biological process: proteolysis. Gene Ontology annotation, molecular function: dipeptidyl-peptidase activity; serine-type endopeptidase activity. The transcript is spliced from 2 exons. Bases 53 to 2209 code for a protein of 718 amino acids.
UUAUUUGGUGGUGGAGGAUGUGCGGAGGAGGAAUGAGACUAAGACCGCGCUGAUGAAGAAUGGGGGUUUUUUCGUGGGAGAGCAUUGGGUGCAGCCCGGGAAGGUGUGGCCGAGUCCGGAUUUGACGAAGGUGUUGGUGGCGAGCGAUCGGGAGCAGAAUUGGAGGCAUAGCUUCACGGGGCUGUAUUGGAUCUUCGACGUCGCGAGCCAGACGGGCGAGCCGCUGGAUCCGGCGAAUCCCACGGCCCGGAUCCAGUUGGCGCAGUGGGCGCCGACGAGCCGCGCGGUGUCGUUCACGAGGGACAAUAACCUGUAUAUCCGGCCGAUUCGGAUGCAGGAGGCAUAUAAGAUCACGGAAGACGGGGGUCCGGAGACGUUCAACGGCGUCCCCGAUUGGGUCUAUGAAGAGGAGGUGUUCGCCGGCAACAGCGCGACCUGGUGGUCUGAAGAUGGCAAAUACAUCGCGUUCCUCCGCACCGACGAGUCCCAGGUUCCGACGUAUCCCAUCCAGUACUUCGUUUCGCGGCCGAGCGGCGAGCAGCCCGAGCCCGGGCUGGAGAACUACCCGGAGGUGCGCCACAUCAAGUAUCCGAAAGCGGGGGCGCCGAACCCGGUGGUCCAGCUGCGAUUCUUCAGCGUCACUGAGAAUCGCGUGUUCAACAUCGACGUGCCGGAUGACUUCGCCGACGACGAUCGGUUGAUCACCGAGGUCGUGUGGGCGGGGCGCAGUGGGAAGGUGCUGGUCCGCGAAACCAACCGGGAGAGCGACCUGCUGAAAGUGGUGCUCAUGGACGUCGACCGCCGGACGGGGAAGACGGUGCGGACGGAAGAUGUCAAUGCCUUGGAUGGCGGCUGGAUGGAAGUAUCGCAAGAGACGACGUUCAUCCCCGGUGAUCCGCGUAGAGGCCGGAACCACGACGGGUACAUCGACACCGUCAUCGUCGAUGGGUUCGAUCAUCUGGGCUAUUUCAGUCCCGUGGACAGCGCGGAACCGGUCCUGCUGACCAAAGGAGCAUGGGAAGUGGUCAAGGCCCCGUCGGCCAUCGACCUGAAAAACAACUUCAUCUAUUUCGUCGCCACUAAAGACGGCUCCAUCGAACGCCACGUCUACAAAGUCAAGCUCGACGGCACCGGCCUCGAGCCCCUGACUGACGUGAGCAAAGACGGAUACUACUCCGUUUCCUUCUCCUCCGGUGCCGGAUACGCCCUGCUCUCCUACGAUGGACCCGGCAUCCCGUGGCAGAAAGUGAUCAGCACGCCGAGCACCCACGAGCAGUUCGAUGCCACCAUCGAAGAAAACAAACAGCUCGCCACCUUCGCCGCGAAGCACGAGCUGCCCAUCUACAACUACCAGACCAUCACCAUCGACGGCGUCGAGCUCAACCUGUUGGAACGCCGCCCCCCGCACUUCAACGAGAAAAAGAAAUACCCUGUCCUCUUCUGGAUGUACCAAGGCCCCGGCUCGCAGACCGUCGACAAGAAAUUCAACGUCGACUUCCAAUCCUACGUCGCCUCCAACCUAGGCUACAUCGUCGUGACCCUCGACGGCCGCGGCACCGGGUACCUCGGCCGCGAUGUCCGCUGCGCCACGCGCGGGAAUAUCGGGUAUCUCGAGUCGUUCGACCAGAUCGCUGCGGCGAAGAUGUGGGCAAAGAAGAAAUACGUGGAUUCCGAGAAGAUGGCGAUCUGGGGAUGGUCGUACGGCGGGUUCAUGGCGCUCAAGACGCUGGAGCGCGACGCGGGAGAGACGUUUAAGUACGGGAUGGCGGUGGCGCCGGUGACGGACUGGCGGUAUUAUGAUAGUAUCUAUACCGAGCGGUACAUGCACACGCCACAGCACAAUCCGGGAGGGUACAUGAACGCGACCGUCGCGGACGUCGAUCGGCUAGGGAGAAAUGUGCGGUUUUUGAUCAUGCAUGGCGUGGCGGACGAUAAUGUGCACAUGCAGAGCACGUUGACGCUGCUGGAUCGGUUGGAUUUGAGGGGGGUGGAGAAUUAUGAUAUGCAUAUGUUUCCGGAUUCGAAUCAUGGGAUUUACUUCCAUAAUGCGAAUCGGAUUGUAUACGAUAAGCUGAAUAACUGGCUUAUCAAUGCGUUCAAUGGAGUGUGGUUAAAGACGGCAAACCCUACUCCGGUUGCACUCGAGGAGAAGAGGAAGGAAAGAAGGCAGCUACUCGAUCACGCACGGGCGGCGGGGGUUUUGGAUUGACAUGGAGACCCUCUGUUUGAUGGUUCAUAAAUGCUGCAUUGAAGGCGUUGGCAAGUCGCUUUAUAGCGCUGGAAAGGCGUUAAAGCCAAUAUUUAUCCUUGUACCCUGAAGGUACGGCCACUGGCCGUCUUGCGUUCCUUCUCUUCGUUCUCCGGUCGAGCGCGGCGAAGCACUGAGAUUUGUUAGCUUCGUGUGUAUAAGCGGACAAUGAGAGCAUACCUUGAAGGAAGUCGGCCGUUCUUCUUCUCAUCCGCGAGUGGAUGUAGGCUUUUGAUGCUUUGAUGUGGUAGUGGAAGUAGUCACG